AUGGGUCUCCUCACGCUGCUCGUCCACAACGAUGCGAUCAAGACUGAUCCCAAGGAGAUCUAUGGAUGGAGGGUGUACGCUCUAGCUUGUUCGGCAUGCUUCGGCGGUAUGCUGUUUGGCAUGGAGACUGGUAUCAUCGGCGGCGUGCUCACUCUGGACAACUUCAAAGAGCAAGUGGACCCUGUUGCACAAGUCAUAAGAGACGGGACGGCCAUAGCUAACUUGGAACAGAGACUAUGGUCUCGCGGACUUGGUUGA
Molecule: messenger RNA, 258 nt
Organism: Saxophila tyrrhenica
Lineage: Eukaryota; Fungi; Ascomycota; Dothideomycetes; Mycosphaerellales; Extremaceae
Exons: 2
Coding region: 1-258 (85 amino acids)
Source: RefSeq, a predicted model, not a curated record